AUGCGCCGGCGCGCGGUGGCCACGCGCCUCUGUCCUUCUGUCAAAGGAGGAAGAACACCGGGGAGCCCCUGGUGGGCUGGGCCGGAUCAGGAGCUGGACUGGCUCUGCUGCAGUUUUGUCGACCGCAGAUAUGAAGAAAGUGACAUCCCCAUCUUUGACGGUCAUGAGUAUCCCAAAUGGAAGGCCAUGAUGAAGAAGCGUCUCAUGGCGAUGAACAGCGAGCUGUGGACCGUCACUGAGAUUGGUCUGACCGACCUGUGCAAGAUGGCGGAAGCUGAUGACGUCUAUGAAGGCCAUCGAACCUGUCAUGACCCUUGGUUUGAGGACUUCAAGGAAUCUCUCAAGUCAAUGACAUUUGAACCAGAAUCAUCAUCAUCCUCAUCAUGCCUUAUGGCAGAUGAUCAGCUUAACUCUCUCUUAUCUGAUCAUGAGAAGCUAAGAAUGAGUUAUGAAGAUCUUCAGAAGGAGCGCGAUUCAUUACUUGCUCAACAAAUCAGCGCUACUCAGGAAGAAUUUGUUCCUCCAUGUUUGAAAUGCAUUGAACGAGAAUCUGCUAAUUCUUCACCUGAAUGUUCAAAUGCUUCUAAUGUUACAAAUUCUUCACCUGCCUCUGCUAUCACUAAUUCCUCAUCUGAGGACAUUGCUAGUAUCACUAACGAUGCAGGGCUGAAGGAAUUGUACAUGACAGGCAUGUACAAAAGCCUCAAAGGGCAUCAGACUCUUUGUGAUGUGCUUAAAAAUCAGAUCCUCAACAGGAACCCUAGGAAAGAGGGUAUUGCCUUUGAGAGGAAACUCAAUGCUGAUGGUACAUAUUGGAAGCCUGAGCAGUACCCCAAAACCUCAUGGGUUGCUGCAAAAGGACCUCCAGUUGGUCCAUCUAAUUUAUCUAGCUAUACAUGUGAAUCUUCUCAUUCUUCUGAUGAGUCAUUUGACUCCAACUAUAAACUGUUUAAAAAUCAGAAUGGUGAAGUAUUUGCUAGAUAUGUUGGCACUAACUGUAGGAAUGGUUCCCCUAUGAAGAAAAUCUGGGUUCCCAAAAGGUGCCUUGAAAGUCUUCGGGUGAAUGUCCUCAUGACACCACCUGUGAAGAAUAGGAACCCCAGAUCAAAUUCUUCAUAUGGACCAAAUUCUUCAUAUGGAUCCAAGUCCUCAUACGGACCAAAUUCCUCACGUGGAUCAAAUUCCUCAAAAGGAUCAAAGUCCUCAUAUGAACAUCAUCGUGCUAACAACUCUGUUUCGCAGGGAAGAGCCAAGGGCUAUGAAUAUGAGCAUUAUUCUUCUAAUCAUUAUGUUCAUAAGUCCUCGAAGAAUUUCUCUGCUUAUUCAUAUGCUUACCCUAACCCCUCUUAUGUGAAACGAAAUGGUUUGGCCUCUAUGCCACCAUUCUCAUAUGGAGCUCACAGAGUGAUGAACUCUUUGCCACCCCUUCAGAUGUGGCUGAAGAAUAUGGCAGAUGGUAAGAAGCCACAGAAAGGAGGAAAGAAACCUGAGGUUAUGACUGCAUUUGAAAUCCCUGAGGAUAUAUAUGCUGUGUACUGCACACCUGAUGAAGCCAAGUUUGGCAAAGAAAACAAAAAUCAGCACAAGAUUGAUGAGGAAAUUAAAGUGGAUGCGAUCCCUUCAACCCUAGUGGUAUCAUCACCAAUGCCUCAGUUUACUGCUGAAGAGGCUGGUGUUGAAGAAAUUGAUGAUGAAGAUGUGGACAUCGGAAGCACAACUCCAGUGAUGAAUGAUGACUUUUGGGAAAGUCAGCAUCCAAAUUCUCCACUCUUCACCCCACUACAGCAAAUCCCUCACUCCCCUGCACCAACAGUUCAAUUGGGCUCUGAAGAAACUCAUCCCACCUCAUUUGUCCGUGAAGACAUUCCAGCCACUAGUGCUGAAGAAACUGUUGCUGCUGACAAUGUGACUGUACCUGAGGAGGAACCAGAAAUUCCUCAGCCUGAAGAACCUGAGCUCAUGAUUCCUGAGUUCUAUGCAACGUUGCACAUCACAGGCGAUUCUGAAGAUGUGAAUUCAUGGGUCCUGGACUAG
Molecule: messenger RNA, 2034 nt
Organism: Triticum urartu
Lineage: Eukaryota; Viridiplantae; Streptophyta; Magnoliopsida; Poales; Poaceae
Source: RefSeq, a predicted model, not a curated record